CUAGCAAUUGGUCGCGAAUUUCGCAAACAUUUAAUUUGCUGUGAUAAGAAUGAUAAAUACGGCCAAAUGCUUUGCUCUUUUAGAGAGUUUAAAGUUUAAUAAGGCACUAGCAAAUAAGGCAAAUAACAACUCAGAGACACCCGCCGCCUUGAGAAACAACCUUUUAAUUCUAGAAAAAUAUGCCAAACUGGAGAUUGACCAACAGUUGCAUGAGUUAUGCGAAGUAUACGUGUUAACAGCAAAACAGGAAGCCAGUAUUGUUCCCGGAGAAGAACCCACAAUAUCCUAUAUUGUGAGACUGCAACAUGUGCUUCAUUCCAUCACGAGGAAUAUAAACUUCCAUAGCGACGCCAAGGAGGAUCUGAUAUCAGUGGCACACCUUAAACUGUGCAUCCAGGCCACCCAGGAGUUGUCCUACUAUUCGCUUCGAUGCCAGCUGCAUAAGGAUUUCUACAAGUCGCCCAUUUUCCAUGAGGCCCAAGGAAAGGUCAAGGCGAAUUCUUCCCUGCUGCUCUUGAGCAUUCAGUUCUUCGUAAAUCUACUGCCUAUCCGUCAGUUUCACUUAGCGAACUCUAUGGAGCUGGUUCAAAGGGAUCUCCUGGCGGCCAUUAUGAGUCUACGUGUGGAGGAGGACUCCGAGCAUCUGGAAAAGGCAAUAUCCUAUCUCUGGCAACAAGAAUCCAAAGCGGAUUUCUUCCGACACAUCUUGCUCUUGAAAGCAACCCCUCUCUGCACCCCUCUGGCUAACAUAUUGCACCAUCAACUCCUCGGAAAGCUAAACUCACCCCAUGGAUUUUCUAGCUUUGUAGAUGCGCUGCAACAAACUCCUAAUGUGAGUCCUACAAGAAAUGCGGAAAUUGUGGCCAGCAUUGUGGCUAGGAAAGGUUUCUUUCAACUUGCGCAAGAGAAGAUGAUCCUCCAGGUGCUAGAGUAUUGUAAAUUCUACCUCCAGGACCCGGACAAAAUGUGUGCCGGUGUCUUAUCCCUCAGAAGGCUAUACAACUUAAAUAACACAAACCAGAAGCAAAUAGAGAAGACAUUAUCCAAACAUUGGGAAAAUCUUAUAAACCCAGAAGAUGUUAUUAGUGGCCUUAUCCUGAUGGAACACCAUGAACUCUGCAAUCGCAUCCUCUUGUGGCAGCAUCUUUUCUGCUCCUCCAGCGUGGCUUGUUUACCCAGUAACCUACUAAUUCCUUACCUCCCCCUGCUCCUCCAACUUUACGAUGGCCUACCAUUAGAGCUACCAGCAACAUCGCAGCUUUCUGGGAUUAUUUCACGUUGUUUAGAUAAUAGAGAACGGGAAAAGGAACUGGCAGAAGUUCUUCAAAGACUUUUUAAGUGGGAAGUCCAAGAAGAGCCUCCUUGGAAAAGCUUACACCCGCGAAUUCUUAUUCUGCCUUCCUCGAACAUCAAUGAAAUUCAGGUUAAAGUGGCCCAUAAAGAUCACCAAGUGGAUCACGAAAUGGGCAGGAUUUUGCCCGGAAUGCUUUUAUCGAGCUCUCAUCUUGCCCUUACGUGCAAUGUUUUCCUUGCGCUUUUGGGUUUUAUGGGAAACCAGUUGAAGCAGAAGUCUGCAGCCGGCGUUGAUUUUAUCUCUUCGGAAACGGAGCUCAAGGACUUUUUGCACUCCAAGUAUCAACUAAAACUAGACUUGCUCAUCGCGCUGAACCAAAUGGUCGCUCACCAACCGUUGAGAGCACAGCUCGCCCUGCACACCAAGGAGUUCCUGCGUAUACUAAAAGAUUUGUUGGUCCAUCAGUCUGGUCAACAGGAGACCAUGGACCAUAUUCUGCUCAUUGUCCUAAAUCUUUUGCAGGAACUCCUCGAGGGCAGUGAAGAUCUUCAGCUCUCCGAAGGCACUAAAGAACUGAAGGAGCAAUUGCAGCAGUUGGGUUUACAAUCCUCUAACCCUCUCGUCCAGCAAUCAGUAAAAUCCUUACUUACUAUUAUUCAAGGAGCUUGGCGACCAAGUGAGGCAAUCAAGAUGCAACCAUUUCAAAAAGCUCGAUCCCUGAUAGAGGAAAAGCAAUCCCAUUUGCAAGUGUAUGGCAUUCAAAUGAUGAUCGAAUUGCUCAAGAAAAAAAAUCCCGCGGUCAUGUCACAGGGUCAUCUUAUUAUAGCCUUGGCCCUGACCACCCUGAAGGAUAAGGAAUCGUACACUUUCCUCAAUUGUGUUCGGCUUUUUGUGUCGUUAGUUCAUGUAAUGGAGUCCGAAGUGCUGGACAAGCUGAGUGACGAGUACUUGUCAGAGACGGCUGAGUUGGACUACCGACUAGUUGUGGGGGAAGCUGUUUUGAAAGUCGCUCAGGAGCUAGGUCCACUUUGCUAUCGAUACAAAGUUGUUUUGCUCAACUGCUUUAUGCACGGCUCACGCUCUCCCCUUCACGAAUUUCGGAUGUCAGCGUUCGCCAAUCUCGCGCAGCUUUGUCGCCUGUUGGCCUAUCAGGUGCAGAACUUCUUCCAGGAGCUACUUCAACUGGUAAAUAACGAACUUAGCACCGGAAGCUUUGUGCCCGCUAAGCGAGCAGCUGUCUUGGUAUUAGCUGAACUGUUAAAUGGCAUGGACAACCUACUGGACUACCAGGACAUGCUUCUUCCCAUUUAUCGCCUCCUACGAGCCAUCGAGUCAGAGGAGUCCUGUGAUCCACAAAUGCGUCAGCAUGCGGCGAAUGGCCUUAAAAUAUUAAACGAGAAGUGCCGAAAACUUAUUCAAUCCAGCUUGGAGGAGAAUUCGUUACAAAAACAGAUUAAGGUGCUGGGCAUCAGGGACGAAGUCUCACCUCAAAGAAAAAACCGUCAUAUCCUCGAACUGAAUUAAAGGUUAGCGUAUACAAUUUUAAAAUUUGUAAUUCUAUUGCAUACAAAAUAGUUUAACUUUAUAAUUUACAAGACGAAAUGCGAAAUAGAUCAGUGCGAUACUGACACCAUAAAGGCA
Molecule: messenger RNA, 2935 nt
Organism: Drosophila biarmipes
Lineage: Eukaryota; Metazoa; Arthropoda; Insecta; Diptera; Drosophilidae
Gene: Tango6
Product: transport and Golgi organization protein 6
Exons: 3
Coding region: 50-2818 (922 amino acids)
Biological process (GO): protein secretion
Source: RefSeq, a predicted model, not a curated record